UUUCAAAUAUGGCGUCUUUCAUAAACUAGACCGAGCACUUGCUUGAUCUUGUGUAGGAUUUCUUAAAUUUAAAAUAUUUUAAAAUAAAGUCAUGGACGAUACUUCAGAAAAGGAGAAAAAGUCAGCAGAACAAAAUGAAAAAGAUCAGGAUACUGCUGGGAAGAAAACGCCCAAAUCCGGUAAACCAGGAAGUGGAAAAAGAGUGUCCAGUGGUCAGAAAAGUCCCAAAGGUGGGAAAACUGAGAAGGGAAGAGCCACAUCCUCUAAAGGGAAUGUGAAGCCAAAACAAGCUGAAGAAAAGAAGGCAGAGGAAGCUCCGGAGGAGGAGGGAGAGGAAGGUCUUCCUGAGGGAGUUGUUGCUCUUUUUCUCUCCUCUAAGACUCAGGAGAUUUUUCACUGCCGUGCUGACCAAGACGUUACGGAAGAAAAUCCGAUCAAAAUAAUCACCAAACAGGAAAUUCUGGAUGAUAUGCGUAACAGAGCUGCAGUCUGUGACUUCCAUCCCAUCAAACAAGAAAUUAUUGAUUAUCCUACAGAUGAAAUUUUGGUGGUGUAUGAUUUUGACUUCAAGUAUGGACAGAAUUUCUACUGCGCCAUCACAGAGGAAGCCAAAGAGAAGAUACUUAAUCCCCAUGGACCAGACGGUGGGGAGGGAGGAGUCCAGGAAGAGGAAGUGAUCUACACGUAUAUACCCCCCGAACCUAAAGACUGGGUGUCAUUGGGGAGUGAGAAAGAAAUCAAAGAGGAGAGUGUUGUAGAAAAUAGACGAAGGAUUAAGGUAUCAGUAAAGAGGGUUCGUAAGGAGUUUGGAGCACCUUACAAAUUCAAAGAUCGCAAUGUGGCGGAUGCCAAGGAUGGUUGUAUUGAUUGUGCUUCAUUUGAUGACAGAACAUUUGACCUCAAAAAAAUAGAACUGGAAAAAAGUAUUCAGUCUAUCCCUGAGUGUGUGGACCAGGGGACCCAGACCGACUGGAAAUACCCCCGAAAUAACUGUACUCAGUACCAACCCAGAGAGUUCUCACAGAAGGAAAAGGAACAGUUAGAAAACUCCAAAAACCUCCAAACAUCUGUGGAAUCUGUCACACAAAGAUUUAAGCUGGCCCUACAACAAAAUGAGAUUAUGGACGUGUUCUACAUUGACUGGCUCCAUCUUGGGGAUGCUGAGGGCAACUUUGGUAAUAAGUCAGACAAUCACCUUAAGGAGUACCAGUCGUUUACAGAUCUUCAGUUUAGUAAAGAGAAGAGUAUUACCUGUAUACAAUGGCAUCCCUCAAUUAAAGGGGUUGUGGCAGUCUCGGUGGCGGAGAAAAUGACAUUUGACGAGAGAAUUGACUCGGCAGCCAAAGUCAUUAUGACUCCUUCCCUUAUUCUUAUCUGGAGUUUUACAGACCCCAUACAUCCCCAGUUGCUGCUUGAGGCCCCAGAUGAUAUCUACAGCUUUCAGUUCAGUCCAUCAGAUCCCAACAUAAUCUGUGGAGGAUGUUACAAUGGCCAGGUAGUUCUGUGGGACAUCUCUGCCCACGCAGACCGACUUAAGCAGCCUCGAGGAGGGAACAGGAACAAAAAAUCUAAUGUUUUGCCUGGAUUUGAGGACCCUAAUGCCCUGAAAACUCCAAUAGUGAGAUACUGUGCUGUGUCCAGUAUAGAGAACAGUCAUAGGGCGGCCAUCACAGACAUACAGUGGGUCCCUGACCACAUGGAGGUGAACAGAAUGGGAGUUCCCCAGGAGAACAAAUCCAUGCAGUCCUGUCAGAUCAUGACAUGUGCCGCAGAUUACAGUAUCCUGUUCUGGGACACGAGGCCCCCCAAAGGGCCAGGACAACUCAACAUUGCCACCAAAACAGACAAAAAUGAUAAAUCUCAAAUGGGAGUUCCUACAACAUUCAAACACCUAGAUCUAUCCUGGAAGCCAAUGUUGAAGGUCCAUCUCCACAAAUCAGAACCAGGGGGAGACCAUGCCCCAAUGAAGUUCUCUAUACAGGAGAAGCAGGGGGACAGAAAAGCCCUGUCCAAAGCUACUGAUGCCCCCGACAUGAGUCGUGAGAAUGCUAUGGGCGGUGGUUAUUACACAAAGCCCGGGUCUGGCAAAGACAAGAGGACUCUACAGAGUGUCAAGACUCAUUUCUACGUGGGGACGGAGGAUGGAGAAGUCGUGUAUGUGGACUGGAUGCCAGUAAAAGACCAGGAUACAGGGAAAAUUGUCACACCAAAGCCUGAUUUCUACCAUGCAAUCCAUGACGGACCAGUGAACACGGUCCAGCGAUCACCGUUUUUCAGUGACAUCAUUCUGUGCGUUGGAGGAUGGACCUUCACGAUCUGGAAGGAGGGUGUAACGACUGGACCAAUCCUACAGUCUAAUGCCAAUCCUGUCAAGAUGACCGCUGGUCACUGGUCUCCAUCUCGACCCUCAGUGUUCUACAUCGCUAAACACGACGGAAGCGUGGACGUAUGGGAUCUUCUGGAUAAAACCCAUGAACCAACGCUGACACAAAGUGUGUCCCCAACUCUGAUUACACAGCUGUUCCCCUUCCAGAUUUCACAGAAGCAGCAUUUGUUAGCUGUGGGUGACAAUGCUGGUACAUUACACAUACUGGAAAUCCCCUGGAGUCUUAGACAACCCACCCCUAAUGAGAUGACUGGAAUCUCCAACUACUUUGAGCGUGAGGUGAAGAGACGAGCCUUUGUUGUGAUGAGGUGGGACUUCAGAGAGAACGAGAAGAGAGAGUUGGAGCAGGAACAAAAAAGGAAAGCAGGGAUUGCCCCAAACGUGGUGCUGACGGACGAGGAGAUAGAGUACAGAUUGAAGCAGGAGUACCAGAGCUACCUGGACGAGGAGGCUGCGUUUCUCCGAGAACUCGGGCUCCUGAAGGAGGAGGAUGAGCCCCUCCCAGAGACGUGACCCUCAGGGCUCAUAACCCACAAAUCCAAGCUGUGAUAUUGACAAAUCAUACUGUUGUAAACUAGUUCUCUUGGAGGAUCUGUGUAUUUAUGAUCUGUGUAUUGUUGCAGACUUCAAUAACAAUUGAUGCUGAUGAUAGUUUUACUUUUCUACCAGAUGUUUAUUUAUUGACAUUGACAGUCUAUCAAGAUAUUUUUUUUAACGUAUUCACUUUAUUUUUUGGCUUCAGCCACUUGC
This is a messenger RNA of Saccostrea echinata, 3136 nucleotides long. Its product is annotated as dynein axonemal intermediate chain 3-like. Gene Ontology annotation, biological process: cilium movement involved in cell motility; inner dynein arm assembly. The coding region runs from base 92 to 2899 and encodes 935 amino acids. The transcript is spliced from 23 exons. The record is from RefSeq and is a predicted model, not a curated record. Gene Ontology annotation, molecular function: dynein light chain binding; dynein heavy chain binding. Gene Ontology annotation, cellular component: inner dynein arm. Lineage: Eukaryota; Metazoa; Mollusca; Bivalvia; Ostreida; Ostreidae.